AUGGCGGCUGCAGUGGCCUCGGCUUCCAAGGACCAGUGCGAUCCAAACCUAGUCUCAUGCUCGGCAGCCGCACUCAAGGCCAACCCCUGCUGCGUCCCGCACGCCGGCCUGUUGGUGUUUAGGCAACGCUUCGAGCCCGAUAACGGGGAUAACGGGCAGUGGGGCAUUGCUGGCGUGGAUGUGCUAGAGUGUGAUGGAUCACGCCCAAAGGCCACCAAGCAGACCAACGCCAAGCUCACGCACGAGGAGAUCGGGUCGCGCUGUGCCCGCGCGGGGUUCAAUGAAGAUGAGGCGGAGCGCGCAUGGGCUCAGAGUGAAGUCGGCGAGGGAGUGGAGGAGGUGUGGGAACGCUCGUGGAACACAGACGGCCGCUACAUCUCGUCCAUCUGUGAUGGCGAUGUGUCGCGCUUCUUCCGCGCCUUGGGGGAGCUGCACGUCUCGCUCCCGACCACCGACUGGCUCGCCGACGCCGAUAUUACGACCUCAGCUGAUGUCACCUACUAUCUUGCGGACAUUAAGAAGGCUCUUUCGCAACAGGGUCACGAGCCCACUCUGCACUGCGAGGACGCGACACUUGUGGAGGUGCAUUACCCACUGAACGUGGUGGGCAACAUGGGCAAGUUUGUGCCUCACCGCAAAAGUGUGGGCAAGGACACUUGUCCCGUUGAGGGUAUCAUCUACCCACCCUCGGCCAUCCUCCCGUCCCCGACGCCGGCGAGCUGGGAUCCCGUCCGCGACCGCCCGACGAUGCGCCCUAUUACACUCUCGCACGACGAGUCGCGCCAAGUCAAGUAUCCCGAGGACGAAGAAGAGGAUACGGGGGAUAAGAAGAAGGAGAAGAAGAAGCUCGGCUUCUUCAGUGGCAAGGACAAGGGCCGGACAAAGGGUAAAUUUGGGCAUGAUGAGUUUGCCGGCAGGAGGGAUGAGCUCUGA
This is a messenger RNA of Apiotrichum porosum, 933 nucleotides long. RefSeq lists its product as uncharacterized. The transcript has 5 exons. The record is from RefSeq and is a predicted model, not a curated record. Gene Ontology annotation, molecular function: ribonuclease T2 activity; RNA binding. Lineage: Eukaryota; Fungi; Basidiomycota; Tremellomycetes; Trichosporonales; Trichosporonaceae. Bases 1 to 933 code for a protein of 310 amino acids.